This is a messenger RNA of Linnemannia hyalina, 585 nucleotides long. Lineage: Eukaryota; Fungi; Mortierellomycota; Mortierellomycetes; Mortierellales; Mortierellaceae. The record is from the annotation of a GenBank genome assembly.
AUGAUAAUAUUGCACAGCUUAUUAAUGAUGUCUCUUUAUACCAAGUACCUUGCCAUCGCUUCAGAUGCGGCUUCAUCUGAGGAUUUGGAUGUGAGGGCAAUUGGAAAGCAGAUGCAGGAACUAUGGGAGAGGGAACAAGUUGCGUUGAAGAAAUACUGGAAGGACCAGGAGCCUCUAAGAAAGCUGAGGACCAGAAACAUCAUAGUAGCCGCAAAAGACUCGUCCAAGCUGCAAAAGGCAGUCAGUCGCCAUCAACUUCACGGGAAUGUACAGGAUGCAACUGUGGUCGGGUUUCUUGUGAACGAGAGCAUUUGUGAGGUUCUCACCAUGAAUUUGGAACAUGAAGCCAUUUACAUUCCAAAGAGCGUUGGAAGAUUCAAGCUACCACAAGACCGACUCGAUAUCAGCGCACUACUUUUAGCCCUGGGCCCUUUGACUGCAGCCAAGAACAUCGCAUCAAGUAUGGUCACAUCGAUCAAGGCACGUUCGCAUCUCAGAGCAGGGAAAUAUAGCUCACUAACCCGACCCUCGUACUACGUCUUUGGCAGCAAUGUCCCUUCAAGCGGUGGAUUAGUCAAAACAUGA